Messenger RNA from Effrenium voratum, 1044 nucleotides. The record is from the annotation of a GenBank genome assembly. NCBI's taxonomy places the organism in Eukaryota, Dinophyceae, Suessiales, Symbiodiniaceae.
AUGGGGAACGGGGCGGUGACUUCUCUGGAGACAGCAUUGCGCAAGGCCCUCGCCAAGGGCGAUGCCAAUGAUCCGGCCUUCCGGCGCCGCGUCUAUGAGGCCGCGGCCUCGGCGAUGCAGCGCUCGCUGACCGCGCGCGGGGAAGUCACGCCCGAUGCCCUCGCCGCGCAGACCAGCCGGUUGAGCGAGGCGAUCGAGGCGAUUGAACGCGAGACGCGGGCACCGCAAUCCGCCGCUGCCCCGCCGCCUUCCGCCCCGCCUGUGACGCCCGAUGUAGCGGCGCCCGAGGCACCGGACGUGCCGCCCGUGGCCGCCGAUCCGGACGUCUCGCCAACCGCCGACAUUCCCGCCGUCGAUGCGCCGUCAUCGCCUGCGGGGCCGGACGCCGGCCUUUACGUCGAGCCGCGUGCCGACGCCGCCCGUGCCGAGGCCGAAGCGGUGCGGGCCGAAACCGAGCCGCCGGUACCCCGCUCGCCGCUGCGCAUCGAUCGCGGGCCGUUCGCCACCGGAUUUGCCGUCAUUGUCGCGGCCGCCCUGGUGUUUGGCGGUCUGUGGUGGGUCAUUACCUCGGGCGCGUUCGUCAGCGAGGAGGCGCGCGACACCUCCGUACCCAAUCCGCCGGCCCAGUUGCGCGACGAGGAUUUUGCCGGCGACGGCGCACGGGAGGGAUCGGCGCCACGCACCGCCGCGCAACUCGAUGAUGGCGAUUGGGUGACCCUGUUCACGCCUGCCGAUCCCGCCGCGCUGAGUCUCGAAGGCGGCGCGACGGCAUCGAUCGAGACCGAUCCGUUCGGCGAUUACGCCCGUUUGGUCACGCCCGCCGGCGAGGGCCGCGUGUAUAUCGACGUACCCGUCGGCACGCUGCAGAUGCUGGCCGGAAGCCGCGCCCAGAUCAGCCUGAACGCCCGCUCCGACGAUGGCGAGCCGACGCAGAUGUCGGUGACCUGCGAUUUCGGCCCGCUGGGCGAUUGCGGCCGGCGCCGCUUCGAUGUCGGCCAGUCGGAAGCAGAGUUUCUGUUCCAUGUGGACCUGCCGGCGGGCUGA